Messenger RNA from Callorhinchus milii (elephant shark), 3010 nucleotides. RefSeq names its product mirror-image polydactyly 1 (gene mipol1). The record is from RefSeq and is a predicted model, not a curated record. The transcript is spliced from 16 exons. Lineage: Eukaryota; Metazoa; Chordata; Chondrichthyes; Chimaeriformes; Callorhinchidae. Bases 647 to 2293 code for a protein of 548 amino acids.
GUACCAUGCAGCUUCAAGCUUGGUUUUUCCUUCAGCUGUGUGCCCGAUUGCUACGAUGCUAAAUAUGUUUCUCUCUAAGUAUGAACCCUUUGCAGUUGCAUCCUGCACUGUGGCGAGGUACCAACUUGACGCAAACUCUCUUUCCAGGUGACUUCACUCAGCCCCGCGAUGGAGGAGGCGGCGGCGGCGGCCAUCUUGGCAAUUGCAGUUUCCAGCGAGAAGCCGAGUCACCAUGAAGGGAUGCUGCUUUGGAAUAUGAACUGGAAAUGGUAUUGCUUUUUCAGAAAAGCACUGAGCAACUCCAAAACACAUUAGUUGUUAUUCCAAAGCAUAUGGUGCAUAUGAAAAAGUGGACAAAUAUCAUGGCCUCCAGACGAAACCACAUUGGGACAUGUUAAAGCAUGAACUUACUCAUCCCGAGAACAACCUAAUUCAAAAGAAAGAUUCCAUCCCUCAAAUAAAAAGCUAAUCCAAAAGUAAAUGAGGAACUGAGUGAAAGAUUGCCUGAAUUCCAAGAAGCGCUGCUGCUGAGAACUGGAAAAGGAAGACUUCAUUGGAGGGUUUCCAUAAUGAACUUGAUGAAAUAGUGGCUAGGUCUGAAAACCUGAAGAAAGAAGUAAAGUCGAAAAAAAAUCAAAAUAAAUCCAUGCAAAUGGAAGGGUGGUCAGAAGAUUACAAGGAUGAAGCUCAGGAUCUCAAUGAAAAAGGGAAGCAGGAUAAAACUGUAACAGAUGCCUGUGGUCUAGCCCUCAACAAUCCCAAUAACAGUAAGCAGAAACCAGAUAUGUUUACAUGUGCAUUGCCUCAGGGUAUGGCAGCUGAACGUAGACUUCUGCCAAAACCUCAUCCUGGAACAGUGCAUGAUUUCACUAAUUGUGCCGAAAGCAGCUUUAAUACAUUGCAGGUAAAUGCUCACUCCUAUUCUGAUGAGAAGUCACAGGAGGUCCAACCUUUUCUAAAUUCCACUAAGAAACAAGUUGAUCUGGGAAUUGACUCCUUUGAUACAGCACAGUGGCGCUACAACAUUCCUAGAAAUUCCAGUAUUUAUUUAGAAAGUGGUGAAUGUAGCAAUCCCAACCAUGAAAGAGACACUGCUGUCCUGGUGCCAGGAUCCGGCAAGAUGACAACCACAUCAUUUUCCUAUGCACAACACAGCCAAAGAAUGGAUUCAGGAUUGCAGGUGGAUAUUCAAAGUAAGAAAGAAGAAAACAAUAUCAGGACUGAAAACCGAGGUAGAAAUGCACCAGGUGACCCUUUAACCUCAGGUCAAGUUACCAAACUCUCCGAUGAUAACAGGAGAAUAGCAUUCCUGUUGAAAGAGCUGGGCGGUAUGAGUGAAUAUAAUAAAAAGCUUAAGUUGAAAUUGGCAGAAAAAGAGAGAGAAUUUGAAACCCUGAAAAUGGAAAUGGAUUUGCAAGAAAAUGCAGCAGAUGCCAAAAUAGCAGAAAAGGCUGCAGUUCUAGUUGAAGAAAUCUAUCACGCACAAAAGGAACGUGAUGCAGCUGUUUUGUCUAGACUGAGGUUGGCCAAUGAGGAGAGAGACGAAGCACUUCUCCGAUCUAAACGGCUAGAACAGACCAUUGCAGGGCUGGAAAAUAUUAACCCUGAAGAAAAUGACAUGACAUUGCAGGAAUUAUUGAACCGAAUCAACUAUGCAGAUACAGGAAGAGCAGUUGAGAAGAAUGGAGUUGUAAUUGUGGAUCGAAUACACAAGACCAGGGAGCGAAAGAAGAAAAUAACCGCUGAAGAAAUGAAUGCAGUUAUUGAAGAGAGGGAUUCUGCUCUAGCAAGAUGUAAAUGGCUGGAACAGGAUCUUCAUCAUCUGAAAGAGCAGAAUCAGACAAUGGCAAACAACACGAGACAGCUGACUGCUGAAAACAAUCAGGAACGUGCCCUGAAGACCCAACUUCUAGCAACACAGAGAGAAAGAGAUGCUGCAUUGCAGCGGUGUAAGAAGCAAGAAGAAGAAAUUCAAAUGCUCCAGGUUUAUUACAGUUUACACAAGUCUUUAUCUCAAGAGGCAAGUCUAACAGAGCAGUUCAACUUUACUGUAAACAGUUACGAAGAUGCUUUACGUGCCAGUGAGGGCAUAACAUCAGUUGCACAUCGCCAAACUGAAGAUCUGGCAGGCCAGCUGCAAUUGGCCAUUGCUGAACGAGCAGACUUGGAGAAUAAACUACAAAAAGCCUUGGAAGCCAAAACUGAAGUCAACGAAAGAGUUCAGAAGUUGGAACGGCUGGUGGACGUCCUGAGGAAGAAGGUUGGAGCAGGGAACAUCAGGACGGUGACCUGAUUGAGCGGCAGAGUCUGGAAAUGUAGUCACAUCUGGUGACCAGGCCACUCUAUUCAUCACUGUACAAAUAAAAAGCUUCAUCUUAACAAAUAGUUGUUGUAACCAGCACACUCAAACGACAUUCCAAGGAAAAAGAAAACCAAAAUGUAAUUGUUUUAAGUCUGGAAACUUUAAGGUAUUUUAAGUUAACAAAGUUGUAGACUUGCACACCAGACACUUUCAGAUGUACAACUUUUCCAGGAAUUUGUAAGAUGUGUGUCUAUAAGUAGUUUCAUAUGUUUCAUGUAGUCAGUUAUAUGCUUGGCAAAAAAUCAAUAGAGCUGUUACCUUCUUUUGAAAAAGAUGACUUAGCAUGCCAUUGAAAGGUCAUAACAUGUACAUGCUGCACUUGCUUGCAGCUGCAAAACACAACUUGUAUUCUUAGCAAUUUCUACAGGUUAAUGAAAAUUAUAUUUUUACAUUUUUAACCGAAUUAGAAGAGUAAAGAAAAUGGUUCUUAAAUUUAUGUUAACAUUCUGUGUGAUGUAUUUUUAUACUCUUGGCUCCUUAUUUCUUGAAAUGUCUUUUUGAUGUUUAAAUACAAUAUGGCAGUGGUAGCACAGUAUUAGAACUAGGAUAUUGCACACAUUUGUUAUAGCCUUACACUUGUUUUGUUUUCAGUUUCUUCAGAACUUAUUGUGAAAAUCACUGAACUGGUUAAAUAAAAAGCUGCUUGAA